AUGUCAGAAUCAAACCAGCACUUUCUCCUCGAGAAUGUCUUCAGUGUGAAGGGCAAGGUUGCCCUUGUCACAGGAGGUGGUUCUGGAAUUGGUCUUAUGGCUACACAGGCGCUGGCCGUCAAUGGGGCUAAAGUCUAUAUCGUCGGACGUACACAAGACAAGCUCGAUGCCGCCAUUUCCGCACACGGCAAGGACAUCGCGGGCCAGAUCAUUGGUAUCACCGCAGACAUUAGCUCAAAAGACGAAAUUGCUCGUCUUGUAAAGGAGAUCGAGUCGAAAGAAGACCACCUAGAUAUCCUGAUCAACAACGCUGGUAUCUCGGGAAACACACAGCAAACCGAGAGCAAGUCUGCGGAGGAGAUGAAGAAGAACCUCUUCGAUGACGAAAGCAGCACAUUGGACGACUGGAACAACACAUACAGAACAAACGUCCCACCAUUGUUCUUCGUCAGUGCAGCAUUCCUACCAAUGCUCGCGAAAGCUACCGAGAAACAAUACGGCUGGUCCGGAACCAUCAUCAACAUCACCUCCAUCUCCGGCAUCGUCCAGAGCUCCCAACACCACUUCGGCUACAAUGCAUCCAAGGCAGCAGCCAUCCACCUCACCAAGAUGCUAGCAUAUGAAAUCGCUACGAACGAGAUCAAGAUUCGUGUCAACAGUAUUGCUCCAGGAGUGUUCCCUAGCGAGAUGACUGCGAAUGAGAGUGGACCUGAUCAGAAGAGUGAGAUCGAGAAGGAGAAGUAUGCGAAGGUGCCAGCGAAAAGACCAGGUCAUGAUAGGGAUAUGGCUGGUGCGGUACUCUUUGCGGCGACCAAUCAGUACUUGAAUGGACAGACCGUUGCUGUGGAUGGCGGUUAUAUCCUCUCUGUUGGUGCUUAA
Glarea lozoyensis ATCC 20868 is the source of this 879-nucleotide messenger RNA. Its product is annotated as NAD(P)-binding Rossmann-fold containing protein. The record is from RefSeq and is a predicted model, not a curated record. NCBI's taxonomy places the organism in Eukaryota, Fungi, Ascomycota, Leotiomycetes, Helotiales, Helotiaceae. The coding region runs from base 1 to 879 and encodes 292 amino acids. The transcript has 3 exons. Gene Ontology annotation, molecular function: oxidoreductase activity.